This is a messenger RNA of Penicillium cinerascens, 2652 nucleotides long. Its product is annotated as exocyst complex component Sec10 family protein. Lineage: Eukaryota; Fungi; Ascomycota; Eurotiomycetes; Eurotiales; Aspergillaceae. Gene Ontology annotation, biological process: exocytosis; Golgi to plasma membrane transport. The transcript has 3 exons. The coding region runs from base 1 to 2652 and encodes 883 amino acids. The record is from RefSeq and is a predicted model, not a curated record. Gene Ontology annotation, cellular component: cytoplasm; exocyst. Gene Ontology annotation, molecular function: protein binding.
AUGCCGAACGGGAAGAAAGGCCAGGCGCCGGCCAAGCCACGCAGAGAUGUGUUGGCCUCAUUGCGCAUGGCGUCCAUGGAGGAAAUUUCCAAAGCUUCGCUUCCAGCAGAGAUCAUGUCCUCGAUCCUCGACUACCUCGGUCCCGUCGACCUCAUCCAUGCAGCCCGCUCCUGCAAACUCCUUCACGAGAUGGCGUAUGACGAUACCCGGUGGGUGCAGCGACUGAAGCGAAUUGGCUGCUGGGACGAAUCGGACGCCCGAAAACACCUUGAGGAGACCUAUGGAACUAUUGCGGACGUAGAUACUGUCAAGCAGCAAGAAUUUGCAGACCAGGUGGAUGGCACCGUUCCUAUGAUCACGGUCGACAAAGACGUCACAGCCGUUUCCGAUGGCUUUGACAAAAUCGACAUGAGCAGCACUGCCCCUCCACCCAAUCUGUUGGAAGACGCUGUCGACGACCCCGUGCUGGAUGCCUUGAAGCAAGCUAGGUCCAUCCGAGGUGAAGCACGCCAGGAGUAUGGGAAGAUCCAUGCUGCGUUGGCACCCUUCUAUGACAAUAUUGCCAGCAAUGGGCCCUCGACCGAGAACCUUGUCUUCACCAAAUAUAAAGACCCGCAAGCACAGGCUCGGAUUCUGUCGCAGCUAUUGGAUUUCUCAAAAAGCGACAUGACUUCGGGAUGGACCGAAAGAGUGGAUCGUCUCGAACGCGCCACAUCCAUGUUCGAGACCGCCGCGUUGAAUGAAUUUCGAAACGCAUAUGAAAAGGACGACAUUGAUGGCACGAUGCGCAAAUACGCCCACACUUUGUGGACACUCAAUGGCGGAAACUCUGCCGUGGAUAUCUUCAUCCAUCACAAUCAUUUGAUAACGCGCAAGUCUGAACUGGGCAGCGUGGCUGAUUGCAUUGAUAGUUCUGGCCACAUAAAGACCCAGCACACACAGGCGUUCUUUACACGCUUGAGCGUGGGUUACAAUGAGGAGGUGUCGAUUAUGAACCGCGUGUUUCCUUCGGCGUUGGAUGUUGCGACUCCUUUCAUGGAGAAGGUGGGACAAGAUGUCCUCUAUCCUUUUCUAACGCCCAUCUUUGAUGAGCUUCAUCGCACGAACUUGGAGUCCUAUCUCACGGCGAUUUCUGUGACCUUUGUACAGUGCAUGAACCUCUCAGAAUCGUUGCUACCGAUACGGAACUCGGGGGACAAAUUCGACCAAUAUUUGGACUCAGUGGUAUGCAAGAUCUACGAGCCGCAUCUUGACCUUUAUCUGGCCGAGGAGCUCGAUCAUUUCCGCAAGAACUCCGAAGCCAUCGUGUCUGAGUGGGAUCGCCAGCUUUCUGAGCAGGCUGCUUCGAGAGAAUCUUUCUUGAUGUCCAAUGUGAAUCGACAGGCCGACAAGCGAGACUUCCUCACUUCGUUCAAGAAAGUGAUCAUGAUGCCAGUGAAUAUUCUUCCUAGUUUCUCCGGUACAAAGGCCAGCGAAGAAGCCAAGUCGGGCUCCGAGGCAGAUGGCAAUCCUGUCGCACCCAAGAGCCCGAACCGGUUCUCCACCAUUUCAUCACCAACGACGCCAGCCAUUGAAGAGGCCCCGACCACUGAACUCGCGGCCAAGGCAGCGAUCAUGAAAACGAAGAUGGAAGGCAUCAGAUCCUUGUUCAGCAUCGAGAUUGCACUGGGUCUCGUUCACUCCGCCAAAUCAAGCCUGGAGAGAGCUGCGCAGUUUGUUCGACUGGGCGGAGAGUUUGGACGAGCGGCAAAGCAGCAGUGCGAGGCGAUCUUCGUUGCUCUUCUUCGUAUCUUGGGUCACCGCCAUGUGAUUAUUGGUUUCGACAAGGCUGUCGAUCACCUAUCGAACUACCGGCCGCGCGAACACGACGAGCGUGAUUCAACGGGGGUUGAACCAUUGGUGACUUUCUUGGAACUAGUCAACGUCGGUGAUCUGAUCUUGCAGAUGGUAGAUGUCUUCUAUGAGCAGGAAUUGAUCGGCACGAGGCUGACCGAUCGGAACGACUUUCUCGACCCGGCCGUGAAAGAAAAGAAGAAGUUCGAGCAGAUGCUUGAUGAGCGCGUGGCUGCCGGGUUGAACAAGGGUAUUGAUGUCCUCAUGGAAGAAGUGGAUUACAUUCUCGCCACUCGACAGUUAGCUACGGAUUUCAACCCUGGCGUCUCGUCGAAUCCCCAUCGACAGACCAUGGACGUGGGUCUCAGUGAAGCCGCCACAGCAGUGGUGGAUGUGGUGUCAUCCCACACGCAGAUGCUGGUAGGGAGCACCGACAAGAGCACACUGGAUGUGUUCAAUCAAGAGGUCGGACUCCGGCUGUUCACUGCCUUGUGCAAGCAUCUCAAGCGACAGCGAAUCAGUGUGGAAGGAUCCCUGAAGCUGAUCAGCGACAUGAACCACUACUUCAAGUUCAUACAGGCCCUAAGGAACCAAGAGCUCCUGCUAUAUUUCAAAGCCUUCCGCGAGCUCGCCCAGAUCUACCUGAUUGACCCGUCCGACGCCAAGGAACUGGCGACAAUCAUCGCCGACGCGGAUCGGUUCCAGGGGAUCUGGCGUGUGGAGGAAGUCUACGAGUUUGCAGAACGGCGAGCCGACUGGUUCCAAGUGAAGAGAGAUGUUGAAAGAGCCAUGUACGGCAUUGGAUGCAGCGUGAUGUAA